Messenger RNA from Klebsormidium nitens, 2283 nucleotides. The record is from the annotation of a GenBank genome assembly. NCBI's taxonomy places the organism in Eukaryota, Viridiplantae, Streptophyta, Klebsormidiophyceae, Klebsormidiales, Klebsormidiaceae.
CCCAAUUUGACAGAUCUGCGGCUGUGGUACGGUCUACCCGAAUCAGCAUUGCAUUUGGUACGUACGUUUCUCGUCUGCUCGUUCCGACAAGGAACUCGGAACAGCUCCGAAACUUCCACAAGCGGAGACCCAAAAUUCGCUGCACCUUCAAGUUGCUACAUUGGGGAGGAUCAUUCAAAAGCGAGCAUCAAAAGAAGAAAGCCCACAAACAAACUUUUUUGGCAGCUUUCGCACGCUACCCAAACCAUCCUAGCACAAUGGCUGCCGCAACACAUGCCGCCGCCGGGCGGGUGAUGAGCUUGGAGUCAACUGUUCUGGGUGCUGCGCAGCCUGUUCACACUGAGUUUGCUGGGUUGCCUCUAAGUUCCGACCGCGGCCGCGGCAACUUGUUGAGUACCAGACGCAGCUCGGUCUGGGUCCCCUUGAACGGCCAGAGGGUGCGCCCCGUUUGCGCCCUUAACGGGAGCAAGAAUGUGUCGGCCCCUGCCCAGGUCUCAGUUGAGGCGACACCUGUCCCCGCCCAGCGCCCCCAGACCGUCGCCUCCGUCCAGGCCGCCCCCCCUCUGGCCUACGUCAACAGCAGCCAGCAAUACCUCCCAGCAGUGCUCGUCGGCGCAGGCCUUGCCGCGGCCUUCUACGCGCUUUUCGGCAACAAGCAGCAGGCCCCCGCUCCUGCUCUCGCCGGCAAUGCCCCCGCAGCGCCUGCGCCUCCGGCACCCGCUCCCCAGCCCAUUGUCAUCAAGAUUGAGCAGCCCCAGACGACGUCAGGUGGCGGCAGCUCAGUGGCUUCCAAGGCAGCUCCGACGGACGCCACGCGCAAGGCGCGGGAUACGAUGGCCAAGUACUUCCCGGUGGUGCAGAAGGACACCGACUUCCUCGGAAAAGUGUCGGAGGCGCUCGAGGACCUUGGUUUCAACAGGAACAACUGCAUUGCCCUGGUCGAUGCUUGCCGUGACGAGAUCACCCGCGGCCUGGUUCAGAACAUUGAUGAGAUUUACGGCGAGUCGUUCAACAUUUCCGGCCUAGGAGGGUAUGUCAACUGCGGCAAGACCGGCCUAGGGGCUGGCAUGGCCCACUCCCCCACCCUCCCUGACCGCGACCAGGACGGCAAGAUCCGCGAGAAAUAUGUCUUCUUCGCUUUCCCCCACGUGGCUGUUAGCGCCGACGGCGCCGAGGGCAUGGUUCAGCGCAUUGGGCGCGAGAAGAUCUCCAGCGCAUGCGGCGCGUUGAUCGCGAUCCAGGGAGAGGCGAAAGGCUGGUCCGGUGAUGCACAGUACCCGGACGACAUCGAGUACACCAUUCUGAGGAACAAGGUGCUCCACAAGCAAUCGUGCCUAUGCAACAUGGCGACCCAGACGCCGUCGCUUAUGGAUGUCACCAAGACCGCCCUUGACGUGAUCACAGAGGACCUGAACGACUUGCUUUCCAAGGUCGUCGAUCCUGCAAAGGCAGACUUCGCCGUCGUCACCGGCAUUCAGAUCCACGCAGGAACAUCAGAGGCUCCCGAUGAUCAGAACCAGUUCGUGGACUACGUUGCCCCGGGCACCAUGUACGCCGUGGUUAACGGCCAGGGUUACUCGCUUGACUGGCGCUGGGAGAACGGCUCGGUGAUCUCCAAGAAGAUGCCCGCAGGCACCCCUGACAAAGUGCCGGCCCUUGAGCUUAUUGGUGCGAAGUAGGUUCCAAAACAAUGGUUUCACAAGCAAUCUGGGGAGGGUUCUACGGUAACGGGCUCACGGGGUUAACAUUUUGAUCAAUUAUAGAGUCGAUUCCAAGCCCAGAGAAUCUGGGGAGGGUUCUAAGGUGAUGGGUUAAAGGGUUAACGAUUUGAUCAGGGUAGUAUCGUUUCCAAGCCCACGACUCUUGUAGCUCGGUGUAGGAGGUGAUCGAUGUGCGGGGCGGGUAGGGGUGUUGACGACCGGUAAUGUACAGAAGAGUCAGAGCGCAUGAAUAUGGAACGUACGUUGAUGAACGACAACUUGCGCAUAGUAAGUAGCUAGUGACUGCACACUGCCAAGGAAUGCGGACAAGUUGUGUUUGAACGACGCUUGUGCAUGCAGGUCAAAUCUGAAAGCUACUUGUGCAAGAAGGUCAAAUCUAUAAAACUUGCGACAAUCUGGCAAUGUCUUGUCUCUCUUCAGACAAGUCUACUUGAACAUGGAUGUAUGCAAACAAGGUGCAAUCGCCGCUGAGUAGUAAUCUGGUCUACUUUCUAGCGUCACUGACACUGCCUGGGACUUCAGUAUAAAGCCGAUUAUAUAUGCACCGUGAUCGGAAAUUGCG